AUGCUCUCAAGAAUCCUGUUCGUGUUAUUCUAUAUUAGAAGAUGCAAUGGAGUCAUUUACCGUUUGAACGAAACGGAGUACAAUCGUAUGCCGGCUCUGUUCGGGUUGGACGAUUAUCAACCUUGUCUGUGCAAGCCGGGCGGCGUUUAUUGCUUGGCACGUUUCGACCUGAACAUAGAUGGACAGAAUGACCUUCACGCACUUAUUCGAGAGUAUUCUGAUUAUCAGAUUCGGCAUUUUAAUCACUCAUACGUUGAAAGAGGCAUUUGCGUUAAGAAAAGCUGUAGGACUUAUUACGAAGACAAUUCUCUGGGAAGUAAUGUGGACCUAAGUAAGGCCCUUGGAGAGUGCUUCAACAGAUCAUUAUGGCGUGACUAUCAGCUGAAGGCAAGACUAUCAAAAAUAUACUACUGUGAUACACACAAUGAGGCAAAUGAGCCGGAUACCUACGAUGGACUUUUCUUGAUCGUUAUCAUUACAAUACUAGUCUUGAAUAUCUUUGGAACCGCCUACGAAAUGCUGUCUGAGAGGUCCGGGAAACAAAUCAACGUUCGUCUAGCCCACAUAUUUCUGUCGAGUUUCUCUCUGCGGCAAAACUUUAUAUGGCUUACGACACCGGAAUCAACGAAUGUCAGAUUUGAGAGACUUCAAGGUUUGCAUGGAAUAAGACCAAUUAUAACCUUUUUGAUGAUAUUCGCACACAGCGUGUUCAUCGUAACGACAUUUACCGACAACCCCCAUGAGUUUGAAAAGAGCUACGAUACUAUCCACUAUCAGCUGAUAUUCAACGGAUUGGUUCUGAUGCAAAUAGUUUUCGUUAUGUCCGGUUUCUUGCUGGCAUACAAUUUGCAAGUUCGUAGCGAGAAGAGGGAGAUAACUUGGAAGACUUUGCCAAAAGUUAUGUUCCUGCGAUUAUGUAGGCUUGGACCGGCAAACGCUAUUGUGCUGUUCUUCACGAUGACCUGGCUGAGACAUCUGGGAUCGGGUCCGCUAUGGAAACUCUAUGUCACCGAGUCCAUAGUGAAGGAUUGCCGUAGAUAUUGGUGGCAUCAUCUGACAUACAUCAAUAACUAUAUGAACGCCAACAGCUACUGCCUUGUCCCAACUUGGCACUUGGCUGCGGACACUCAGCUCUUCAUAGCAGGGUUGCUACUGCAUAUAGCGACUAAGUCUCGCGGUAGGAACUACGUGCUAGCAUUAUUGCUAGUAACUGGCAUGGCGUCGCCAGCCCUGCACGUCUUGUUGCAAGGCUUCGAUGCACUCGUCGUCGUCAACCCUGAAUUCUACAGGACCAAUCGUAACGAUACUUUCUACAAGAUGCACACGCUUGGCCAUAACAACCUGGCGGCCUACGUCAUUGGAAUGAUUACUGGAUACUACGUGUAUUACAAACAGAAGAGUGGAGGCGACGUCAAACGGAGCAGGAUGCGUUGCCACCUUUUCGGUCACCGUGCCGUGCUGCGUUGGCUGGUUGUACCGGCUGCGAUUUACGUUACCUUGUUCGGCCGCGUGUUCUACGUGGAAGGCUUUGAAGUGCCGCUGACUUUAAAAUUGGUGUAUGCAGCGACCCAGCGGGUGGUCAUGAGCGGUAUCACAGCAAUCGCCAUUAUCUGGCUCGUCUUCAAAUUCAACGAUACACUGUGCCAAGUCCUGGAGUGGCGUGGCUGGGUGGUGCCGAGUAGACUGACCUUCGCAGUCUUUCUCAUCCACAUGGACAUAGUCCACGUAAUGCUCGGACAGAAGACGCAACUGGUGCACGUUUCGUUCUUCUUCUUGUUGAUGAAUCACUUUGCCAUCGUGGUGCUCUCCUUCUUGAUAGCGCUGCCCUUCCACCUCACCAUAGAAGCACCGAUCAACAGAAUGAUUAAGAGGAUCCUGGAUCAGGAGGACGCUACACGAUUGGAUGCGAAGAAAUACAAU
Iphiclides podalirius (scarce swallowtail) is the source of this 1920-nucleotide messenger RNA. The record is from the annotation of a GenBank genome assembly. Lineage: Eukaryota; Metazoa; Arthropoda; Insecta; Lepidoptera; Papilionidae.